CGACUGGUACGAGAUCAAGAGCGAUGAUUCCACCACUGUUGACGACCAAAAAAGCCAAAUAAGGUCUCCAAUUUUCCCUCCGCCAAACCACCUCGCUCAAUCUUCUACCAUAGCUGUGGGUUCUAGGAUAUAUGUCAUCGGGGGUUGCGAUUUCUCUGGUGAGUACACCCCAAUCCCAGAGACCUUCAAAGAUGUUUAUUACCUGGAUACUCUUUGUCCUGAAAAUGGUUGGCACAAGGCAUUUUCUAUGAUGAAACCAAGAGAGUUGCCUUACUCUAUAGCCUCGAAUGGAAAGAUGUACGUGAUGGGAUCAUCUGCAAUGGGUGAGAAGGACCCAUAUCCCUGGGCUGAGGUUUUGGAUACAGACCUGGGUGGUGGUUGGACUCCGUUGCCUGAAGAUAAAAGUAUGGAUCUUGCCGUAACCGGCCAUGCAGUAUUGGAGGGUGGGAACCGAAUUCGAGUCCAUUCUGUGUUCGAUCCUUGCCUACACUAUUACGACGUUCAAGAUAAAUGUUGGGGGAUAUAUUCUAGGGAUUUUGGCGUCAACAAGAAUUCAUCAGCCUUUUUGGAUGGUGUUCCGUAUUAUGUUGAUUGGACAACGCCGAGGUGAUAGAUGCUCUGCUUGUCUCUAAUGGUGAAACCGUCCCCAAGCAAGUCAAGGGUUUGGAGGAUCUCCCCUUUGAUAGAUACAAGAAUAUUGCUAUUAUGAGGUCGUUUGAUUAUGGUGAUAGAUAUUCUGAUGAUUUAGAUUUUGAGUGGGUACCAGCAGAAAGACCCGAGGGUCCUUCUCCAAGCGUAAAUUUGGUCUCGCACGGAAGGGAUGAGCUAGCUGUCAUCUGGACCGGCUUAGAUUUCUGGAAUGUUGCUGGUGCUGUGCUUCAUGUGUAUUUUUCCAAAUUGAAGAUUUCUAAAGUGGAAAACGCAGCAGGAGUGGUUGAUGAGCUGGUGGCUCAUCCUUUAGCUCACAAGCAUUACCAUGUCAGGGCCUCUAUGUUUGUUGACUGCCUUUCAACAGCUUUAUAAUGCAAAAUUCAAAGACAUAGAGGAUUUUCACUCUUUGAUGGCUGAAGUUAUAGUUAAGCCUUAUAGAGAGGAUAAUGAUUUCCAAUGGCGACGGUUGCAAAGUUAUUUCAGAGACCAGAGACUUUCGAACGAGUUUUCCCUUUUUAUGAAGGACUUGCGGGACAAAAAAUAUCAAUCAUGAAAAAGUGGAUAUUUGUUGGCUGUUGGACGAUUCUUCGUUUUGGAACAGUACUCUGAAAAAAAAAUUUAUAAUGAAGGUGUGGGAUAUUAUGCAUGGUCGUAAACUGUUUGAUGGAAUCGUUUUGGAUGCUUGUGUAAUGAAAUAUAUUCCUAAUUGGCGUUCUAACAUUCCUCCUCCGGGCAAUGCUGAGCAAAGGGUGUUUGCUAAAAUUGAGAAAGAUAAAUAUUUUUUUGGCCAAAAGGCAUGGGCGUGUUCCACCCGAAAGUAUUGCUGUUGAAGUUAUUCGAUUCUAUAGGGGAAUGAUAGUGCACUAUAAUGACAAUCUAAACUUCUAUCAGCCGAGGAUUGAGAAGAGUGAUAUCAGCCAUAUUGCUUAUGCUAUUUUUCAUGGUGCUUGUGCUAUUCUGCGACGUGCAUGUGCUGAUGUUUCGUAUCCUUCACUUGAAAAAAGUUCGAUUGUAACUUGAUGAAGUAACAAGAUUGUCGAUCUUCUUCCUGCCGUAAUGCUGUGAAAAGUAGGCCUCCAACGCUCUGGUCCUGCAGUUGCAAAGCCUGGAACAAUGGAAGAGAAAGCUAUAAUGAUUCGUGAGUUAUCUUAUAGAUCGCACAAAUGGAGAGCCAAACUCCGUGUCAUUCAAAAACAGCCCCCUCGUACAACCAAGCUUGGAACAACUACUAUCCAACAAUUCAUCCUAACAGACAGUGAGGGCUCACGAAUUCAAGCUACAUGUUUUGAUGAUGACAUCCCAUGUUUGAUGGCCUACUCCAUGUAUACAAGACAUUAUUUUUCAAAUGGCAUCAUCAAAUACAUUGACCCUCGAAAUAGAAUCAUUGACAACACAAUUCAACUCAUGCUAAACUCUCGUAUAUCAGUUGAAGAAACUGAAUCAACAGAAGAAGCAAAUGCAUUAGAAACAUACUUUUUCAUCCAGCUAGCAGAUGCUUCCGACUACAUUACAACAAAUAUCAAAUUUGAUAUUGCUGCUAUUGCAACCAAUGUUCUUCCGACAAGAACAAUCACAAAGCGAAUCGAUGGACAACCAGCUAAAGUCAGAGAAAUCUUUCUCAUUGACCAAUCGCAACUAGCAAACCCAGAAAAAAUUGAAGAAAUUGCAAAUUCAAAACACUUGUUCCUGUUGCCGUCUCCAACUUCAUCUUCAAAAACAUUUGAAGUUGUACCUAUCAACAAUUUGUCGUCGCAUGAUCAGGGCAACAUAUGGAUAAAAGGCAAAAUAACAGCAGAACCAAUAACCCAGCGUCCAUGGUAUGUUGCUUGUAACAAAUGUAACCGCAGUACAAUGGGAGACAUUGGCACCUCAUUUACUUGUAUUGAAUGCAAUACAGAAGAAUCUACAGCGACAGCAAGAUCUAUCCUCCGAAUUCAAAUCAAGGACAACAGUGGUUGCUUCCAAACAGCUAUUUUUGGACCACAUGCAGAGAAGCUGGUAGGCCAUUCAGCAGAUGCAUUGGUGCAAUUAAAUCUCAGGGAACGUAUGCAGAAAAUAGCUGACAUCAACAUGGCUUCAAAGGAAAAAGAAUAUUAUAUUCAUCUCGCUCCUACCAAAAAUGCAAGUUCAACAUGGGCAAACAACAAGUGGACUGUCUGACAAGUAGAAGAUGUAUAAAUUCCCUUGUGUAAUACAAUAUAUUAUUAGUAGAUCUACAUAUAUAGAUAUAUAUAUAUAUUAACAUAUCUGUCAAUAUAUAUCCAUAUACUUCACUAGAAGUUAUGUAUAAUAGUUAACUUACACUUUUUGCAUAACAUAUAAACAACCUUGGUAUGUAAUAACUUCCGCGUUUUUGACAACAUAUAAAUAGCUGCCAUCAAUAGUAUAAGAUUAUGCUUGCUAGCUUUUGGAUGCUACCUACAACACUUAUUUAAUCCUACAUUGAAUAUCUAUUUUGGAGCAUUCAGUGCUUGGAAGCAAAGUAGCCAAUAUGAGGCAUGCAGAUUUGUUAUUCGCA
Camellia sinensis is the source of this 3169-nucleotide messenger RNA. The record is from RefSeq and is a predicted model, not a curated record. Lineage: Eukaryota; Viridiplantae; Streptophyta; Magnoliopsida; Ericales; Theaceae.